Molecule: messenger RNA, 1335 nt
Organism: Cinclus cinclus
Lineage: Eukaryota; Metazoa; Chordata; Aves; Passeriformes; Cinclidae
Gene: SPRED1
Product: sprouty related EVH1 domain containing 1
Exons: 6
Coding region: 1-1335 (444 amino acids)
Biological process (GO): multicellular organism development; negative regulation of MAPK cascade
Cellular component (GO): membrane
Molecular function (GO): protein kinase binding
Source: RefSeq, a predicted model, not a curated record
AUGGAGUCUUCUGCUAGCUGUUUGGAUAAUAAGAACCAUAAAAAGCCAAGUGUGGUUCAUGUAUGCUCUUCUGGUUGUUUAUGUUUAUGGAAAUCUAAUUUCUUCUUUUGCUUCUCUUUCAGUAAUAGUUAUGCACGAGUGCGAGCUGUGGUGAUGACCCGGGAUGACUCAAGUGGUGGAUGGUUACCGCUUGGAGGGGGUGGACUAAGCUGUGUCACAGUCUUCAAAGUCAUUCCCCAGGAAGAGAAUAGCUGUGCUGAUUUUCUUAUCCAUGGAGAACGACUCAGGGAUAAAACGGUGGUCUUGGAAUGCACAUUAAAGAAAGACCUUGUUUACAACAAAGUUACUCCUACUUUUUACCACUGGAAGAUUGAUGACAAAAAGUUUGGCCUCACAUUUCAGAGUCCUGCUGAUGCAAGAGCAUUUGAUAGAGGUAUUCGGAGAGCAGUAGAGGAUAUUUCUCAAGGUUAUCCACCCUCCCAAAAUGAUGUUGAAGUGGCAGAAGACUGCUUUCAAACUGCUCAAGAAAAUACAUCAAGUUCACUAAUGAAAGAUCACCUUUUUCAACAUGAAACUGUAGUAACCAGUGAAACUUACAACAGUGCAAAUUUAAGGCCUUCAACAUUUGAGGAUUUCAACACCAGGAGAGCUUGUUUACCAAGCCAACCUAACCAGGUCCCACUGAAGUCAAUCAGGCAUGUUAGUUUUCAGGAUGAAGAUGAAAUUGUCAGAAUAAACCCUCGUGACAUUUUGAUACGUCGUUAUGCAGACUACAGGCAUCCUGACAUGUGGAAGAAUGACCUGGAGAGGGAUGACGCAGACUCAAAUAUACCGUUAUCUAAAUCAGACAGUAAAAAAUCUGACUAUUUAUACCCAUGUGGGGAUGGAACUAAGUUGAAUUCCCUAAAAGACUCAAAGAGUUCUGUGGUAUUUAAAACUCAGCCUUCCUCAUCAAAAUUUAAAAACUCGAAAAGAAGAAAAGAGGAUGGUGAGCGUUCCCGCUGUAUAUACUGCCAGGAAAGGUUUAAUCAUGAAGAUAAUGGCAGAGGAAAAUGUCAAGAUGCACCAGAUCCUAUUAAAAGAUGUAUCUACCAAGUUAGUUGCAUGCUUUGUGCAGAGAGCAUGCUGUAUCACUGCAUGUCAGACUCUGAAGGAGAUUUCUCUGAUCCUUGCUCGUGUGACACUAGUGAUGACAAGUUCUGCUUACGCUGGUUAGCACUGGUGGCACUUUCGUUCAUUGCUCCAUGUAUGUGCUGCUACCUCCCCUUGAGAGCAUGCCAUCACUGUGGUGAGGUGUGUGGGUGCUGUGGAGGAAAGCAUAAAGCUGCAGGAUGA